Messenger RNA from Dentiscutata erythropus, 237 nucleotides. NCBI's taxonomy places the organism in Eukaryota, Fungi, Glomeromycota, Glomeromycetes, Diversisporales, Gigasporaceae. The record is from the annotation of a GenBank genome assembly.
AUGGAACAAAGUGCUCAGUUUGAUCUUUAUCCACCGAGGAAAUGCUCCGCGACCAACCGUCUAAUUACUGCAAAAGACCAUGCUUCCGUUCAGAUUAAUGUUGGAGAGGUUGACGAGAAAGGUCGCUUCACCAAUACAUAUACAACCUAUGCUUUAUGCGGUUUCGUUCGUUGUUCGGGAGAAUCUGAUGACUCCUUAAACCGGUUGGCUACAAGGGACGGCUUUCUUAAGAAGUAA